AUGGCAACGGCUAUAGCGAAAUCAAGAAAAGAUGUCAAAAAAGACUACGGAAAAAGCGCCAAAAAAGGUAGUAAAAAGCAAAUAAAAUUUUACAAAAAAUGUGUCAAAAAAGUCAGGGAAAGACUCCGAAAAAAAAGACUACGGAAAAAGCGCCAAAAAAGUAAAAAGUAA
Messenger RNA from Zophobas morio, 171 nucleotides. RefSeq lists its product as uncharacterized. Lineage: Eukaryota; Metazoa; Arthropoda; Insecta; Coleoptera; Tenebrionidae. The record is from RefSeq and is a predicted model, not a curated record. The transcript is spliced from 3 exons. Bases 1 to 171 code for a protein of 56 amino acids.